Messenger RNA from Dissoconium aciculare CBS 342.82, 945 nucleotides. RefSeq names its product Mgm101p-domain-containing protein. Gene Ontology annotation, biological process: recombinational repair; interstrand cross-link repair. The coding region runs from base 1 to 945 and encodes 314 amino acids. Gene Ontology annotation, cellular component: mitochondrial chromosome; mitochondrial nucleoid. The record is from RefSeq and is a predicted model, not a curated record. Lineage: Eukaryota; Fungi; Ascomycota; Dothideomycetes; Mycosphaerellales; Dissoconiaceae. The transcript is spliced from 2 exons. Gene Ontology annotation, molecular function: single-stranded DNA binding.
AUGACUCCCUCUCAAAGGCUCGGCAUCCGCCUGCUGUCACAAUUGACAAAUUCGACAUCAGCUACAACCGCGCUGGUACAAUCACAAUCGUGGUGUCGAAGUGUCGCCGCGUCCUCCAUCGUCUGCCGCCACAUCUCUGUGACUCCUCGACGACGACAGGAAUUCCAGUCGCCGCCACCUGUACCGCCUUCAGCGCGUGCAGCGAACAAUGUCGAGCGUGUUCAAAACGAACUGUCGCCCUCCUCGGAUUCACAUCCCAUUCGCAACUUGAGCUCUGGCUUAUCCGACCCUCCACCAGUCAUUGCCGAGGAUGGCUCACAGGUCGACUGGACGCGUUCAUACCACGGUCUUUCAUCUUCCCCGUUCACUGCCGAGCAAGCCGCAAUCCUACAGGAAGAGCUGAAGUUUGACGACAUUGAGAUCAAGCCCGAUGGCAUAAUCUAUCUUCCCGAGAUCAAGUAUCGGAGAAUCCUUAAUAAGGCUUUUGGACCUGGUGGAUGGGGUUUGGCGCCUCGAGGCGAGACCAUCGUAACCGGAUCAGUUGUCACGAGAGAGUACGGGCUUGUAUGCGGAGGACGAUUGAUAUCCAUUGCCCGUGGCGAACAACAAUACUUCAACCCCGAUGGCAUCCCAACUGCAACCGAAGGCUGUAAAUCCAACGCGCUGAUGCGCUGCUGCAAAGAUCUGGGUAUCGCAUCGGAGCUUUGGGAUCCGCGCUUUAUCAAACGAUUCAUGAAGGAAAUGGGCAAAGAGGUCUUGGUGGAGCAUCAAACGACCAAGAAGAGAAGAAAGCAUUUUAUGCGCAAGGACGAUGAGCUCAAAUGGCCACUGAAGGAGGUCAGUGUGCCAGGUGCAGCGCCCGCUGCAGCCCCGGCGGCAGCAGCGGCGACGCCAGCAGCGAGAACAUAUUCAAGGGCUACGCCGGCCUCGGCAGCGAAGAAGUGA